This is a messenger RNA of Aspergillus costaricaensis CBS 115574, 2699 nucleotides long. RefSeq lists its product as uncharacterized. Lineage: Eukaryota; Fungi; Ascomycota; Eurotiomycetes; Eurotiales; Aspergillaceae. The transcript is spliced from 6 exons. The coding region runs from base 1 to 2562 and encodes 853 amino acids. The record is from RefSeq and is a predicted model, not a curated record.
AUGGCGACGCAUCUUUCGACAGAAGAAAAGCGUAGACGUUUAGCACCGAGCGGGGAGAGUACCUUUGCUAGUUCGUUCAAAGAGAAGAUAGCGACUCUGAAUACCUUCACCGAGUAUAUUCGUAGACUGCCACCUUCCGAGCCUAUCCAGAACCGGGUAAAUGUCACAAUGGCCUGCGCGAUGAUGUCUUGCGACAAUCGUAACAGAACCCCCGCUGUUUGUGUGAGCUGCGCGCCCGCAAAUCGGACAGAUGCUUCUAGAUCAACAGGCACACCGUCGAUAGAUGAUGAUGAAUUUGUUAGCUGCUCUGGUGUUGCUAGCGCAUUGGAAAGGUACUUCAACCCGCUUGCGGCCGAGCUUGCCAUGUCGCUGACGAGAGCAUGUGACCCCACAAGCCUUAGGCAACCAUGCCUCGUAAACCAGAAACGACUCGAUGCAUCGCUGCAGCUCGAGUGCACGCAGCGCACAUUCAAAUCUACUAUCUAUGGCUCGCAGGUUCCACGGUAUAAAGCCGACUACGAGAGGAUCGUCUGCGAACUAAACCGCAUGAAACGGGACCCCAAGAGUCCAGACUCUAAGCACCCCAGGGCCUGCCCAGCAAUGACAGCGGAAAAGGGGCAUCACCGUUUUGGUCACUGCGUAGGACGUGGCGUCAAUGGUAUAUGCCACUAUCCAGUCAUCAAGGAGACCAUUGCCUCUGCCAGUACUACAGAUGACGUCGUCGGGUCAUGGAAAGGUAUUCAUGCGCCGUCUGGAGUCAUUGCUUGCCCGGGGCACGUGCGGGUACGCCGUCUGAUCACUUAUCGCUUGGCGGUCGAGUUCAUCAACCUGAAGAACAUCUGUUACAAUCGCACGAGUGACCGCGGCAUACGUGACCGUGCAUUGGAUUGGACGACGAAUCGACGUGGCAUUCCAGUCCGUGUCCAAGUGGUGCGACCGACCGCGACCCUUCGUCAUUCCAGGCCCCAUCCCUUCCCACCUACCGUCCAGUCACCUUCGACCUCAACAAUGCUCCGCGACCCCGAGCACCCGUCAACUACAGCCACGCCUGCGAGUAGCAAUACUACUGCGGAAGUAUCCUCGACAGCGGUCGCAUCGACCGAAAUCGAAGAGACUUGUCAGCCUUACGCCGACAAUCAACCUGCCCACCAGAAUACCCCUGUAACUUCUUUAGCACCGAGCUCGGAUGCGUUAUCCCCACUACCGCCGAAACAAUAUCCUUCACACCCCUCUCACCGUCGGGCGAACACCGAGAUUAUCCCGCGGCAAGCCCCUCUGCCGUCCAGGAAGCUCUUCUCCGAUCAACCCAAAACCUACGAAGACUUGGACUCCGGCACUACUCCCUCGAACCCACCAGUUGAGAACACUGCCAGAAAGAGACUUGAAGAAGGCGCAAAGCGCUUGUCGGGCUGGUUUCAAGGAAAGUCGGAACCGGUCAACUUAGGAGUAGUGUAUCAGUCAGAAGAGCAGGACUCGGCCGCCACAGACGACAUGGAGAAGCGCGCCAGUCGCGAAUUCUACGGGUCGCCCAACGUCCCAUCGGGCCUGACAAGCCGAACUCAGAAGCGGAUGACUGCGCCAUCGCCUCUGAAACAGGUUACAUCAUCAAGUCCCUUCUCGUUCUUCGGAUUAAAGAGACAGGGGGAGAGCAGACCGGAGCUGCCCGAACCUGCCCAGGACGAGUUCUUGAACCUCGAUAUCAACGCCGCUUUAUUCCCGACUGGAUUCAGUAAUCUGGAAGGUCGGGAAGCCUUUGACGCCCUAAGACAAAACGCAGAUACUGUACUUAGGCGGCUGCAGGCUGCAUACAAACAGAGGACAUUCGCCUUGCAUGAAGCUCUGGCCGACAAGAAUGAAAAGCAAGAGGAGCUGGAGGUUACUCGGACACGCAUCGGGAACCUCAAGAUCCAGUUAGAUGGCAUGGCCGAGAAAGUCAUCCAACAAGAAAAAGCGAUGAAGGCUAUGGCAGAAGAGCUGGAGCAUGAGCGGCAAUUACGUCGCCGAGAAGAAGAGGCACGUCUGCGCAGCAUCACGCUGGUUCGGUCUAGCGACGACGAGAGUACCUCUGACCUGGGGGCUGAACUUCAGACCCCCAAGCGGAGCCUCAAACGCGCCAGCAAUGGUACAUUUACAAGCGACUCGGGCUUCGAUUCAGGAGACGAGAGCCUUGCAGAGAGUGUCUUCUCCCGCCGCGAGGUGCUCGAGUCUCCAGCGUCGACGGUCGCGCCAUCCCCCAACAUCUCGCAGAUCGCCUUGUCUACACCCAGUACAGCUGCUCCUGCACAACAGAGCCAGAAAGAGCUCAAACCAGCGCCAACACCUGCACCAGCACCAACGCCUGCGCGUCCAUCUACUUAUGAUCGGGUUAUAAAAGGGCUGACACCGAGGAGCAUCGCCAGCUCGUGGACCAACAGCUCCAAAUGUAACAUCUGUCAUGGGGUUCCUUCCUCGGAAGCCUGGAGCGUCAUGGGGAUCUUGAAGGAAGAGAACAAAGGACUGAAGGAGCGACUCGGGGAGUUGGAGAACGUGAUUGAUGAUUGUCUCUGUCUUGUUGGGCCCUGACAGUUUGGUAUGCUUGCUCUACGUUGACCGAAGCGUGCGGAUACCAGAAAGCCACGGCCUUUAUUGGGAGGAAACGGCGAAAUAUGACCGUUAUACAGUGAUACCUUGAGAUACCUAGAUAGAGUACUUUUUGAAAG